Messenger RNA from Diabrotica virgifera virgifera (western corn rootworm), 11402 nucleotides. RefSeq names its product protein bicaudal C (gene BicC). Gene Ontology annotation, molecular function: RNA binding; protein binding. The transcript is spliced from 11 exons. Gene Ontology annotation, cellular component: cytoplasm. The record is from RefSeq and is a predicted model, not a curated record. Lineage: Eukaryota; Metazoa; Arthropoda; Insecta; Coleoptera; Chrysomelidae. Bases 148 to 2556 code for a protein of 802 amino acids.
CGUCACCGAGAGUUAAAAAAACGCACUCAAAUUUUAAGGACAUCGCAAAAGCAAAAGCACAGGUGACGAAACUCGAUUUAUAAAUAUUUUUUGUAUUUUGAUUGUAAUGCGUAAAGUUAUAGUAAAGUAAAAUAAUAAAAUAAAAAAAUGGCCUGCAAUUUUUUACCUACUCGAGUGCUUGACAUCAACAAAAAUUCCGAUACCCUUUCGGAAGCAUCAGAAUGUGGUACUACUACCUCAGAAUGGACUUCGAAUUGGGACUCCAAGGAGGAAUUGAGAGACCUUCUUUCGAAGCUGGGACUCAAGGAGGUGUCGGAUCUACACCAGGAACGGUUCAGGGUCGACAGAAAGAAAUUAGAACAAAUGUUGACAGGUGACAAUGAGGCCCUCAUUCCAGCUGACGUAUUUUUUGCAAAAAUUAUGGAAGAUACAGACACAUACAUAACUUGGCCAAACAAGCUAAAAAUUGGAGCAAAAUCAAAGAAAGAUCCACAUGUAAGGAUUGCUGGUCGUCCGGAAGAUGUCAAAGCUGCCAAAGAAAGAAUCGUAAUCUUAUUAGACACAAAGUGUAAUAGAAUAACAAUGAAGAUGGACGUAAGCUAUACUGAUCAUUCCCAUAUUAUUGGAAAAGGAGGUUUAAGUAUUAAGCGAGUCAUGGAAGAAACACAAUGCCAUGUUCACUUUCCAGAUUCUAAUCGUUCCAAUCCUACUGAAAAAAGCAAUCAAGUUUCAAUAUCGGGGGAUAUAAAUGGAGUAGAAGGUGCAAGAAGCAGAGUAAGGGAACUUAUACCUUUAAUUUUUGGUUUUGAACUACCAAUUAUGACCCAAAAUAUUGAUGCAACAUCCUUGUAUAUAGUAAAAAUCCAAGAGCAAUACAAUGUACAAGUCAUGUUCAAAACUAGACCGAAACUUCAUGCAACUUUGGUACUGGUGAAAGGAGUAGAAUGGGAAGUAGAUUCUGUAAAACAUGCUACUACUCUGCUUAUGGAGUACAUGUGUGAAAAUCUUGCGAAUCAAAUCCCGGUUCAAAUGUCCAUGGAAAUCUCUCCUCACCAUCACCAAGUCGUUCUGGGAAAAAACCAUUCUAACCUGAAAACCAUAAUGCAGUAUACCAAUUGCCAGAUAAUGUUUCCUGAUGCACAAGACCCCAACAUUCCGAACCUAAAAAAAAGUAACGUGAACAUAUCGGGAAAUAUCAACGACGUAUACAAAGCUAGACAAUUGCUGAUGGGAAGUCUUCCGUUGAUAAUCAUCUUUGAUUUACCAGAAGAAAGUACAAUUCUGAGAACUAGACAGGACCAAAUAGCAGAUAUCCAAACCAAUUACGAUGUGACAAUUACUAUCAGACAAAAAGCGAAGCAAAAUACUAGAGCUUGUGUGAUCAAGGGAGUCGAAAAGAAUGCAGGAAACAUUUACAAAGCACGCAGCUACAUUCUGGGAUUCGACGAACCCUGUACGACUGCCGACAUUCCACCAUCUUACCACUUACCGCAAUCGUUAGCAACACCUCCAAUAGCUCAAAGUGCAAAUCCCAGCCUAUCUCUUCCGCCCCAAAACACGAGCAACAUGCAUCCCAUAUCACCAGUUGUUAGUCCACUGCUGUCACCCUCUUGGCCACAUCCAGCGACACCUACCGGUCAAAAUGGUCCGCCAUUUGUCGGUCUCAUGAAACAACCUCAGUUUGUGUACAAUAUGUCUCAUCAAUCUAUGGGAAGUAGCGGAUACCACUCGAUCAAUCAAACCCAAUUCACGGCCAGCUCCUUGGUACUUGAACAAAGUGGUGAAGUUAGCAACUACUCCCCUAUAUCAAGCAACAAUUCAUCGUUUUCAUCCAACAGUCCUAGAAAUUCUGGAUCCCCGUAUCAUAGGCAAUAUAUGGAACCACAGAAUCAACGAAAUGAUCUGUCAUCGGUACUUUCAGAAAUGAAUUUCUCUCCAGGAUACCAUGGUACAUCUGUCGAUAGAAGACAGGAUAAAAACAAUUUGGUUCCAAUUGAUUUAGAAAACAAAAGAAUGGCGGGAUACAGAGCCAUGCAGAACAAAGCUGUAACUGGCUCCUACAGGCAGCCUACCAAUUCUUGGUCCGGCUAUUACAUAAGUCACACUAGUCCCACACCUCUUGUUGAUACUUUGAGACAAAAAAAGGAAGAAGAAGUCUGGAAUACACCUCCCAAGAGAACCAAUUCCUACAGCAAUAUUAGCGCAGCUUUGAACACCAGCAACAUAUUAGAACAUACUCCUAGUCACGUUUUAAAUAAUCUGAUCUCCUCCGAUUGGCCUGACUUACCAACCAUGUUGACUUCAUUAGGACUUGAGAGAUACAUCAAUUUAUUUACAACACACGAGAUUGAUUUGAUGAUAUUUUCUACUCUGACUGACAAAGACCUUAUUGAAAUUGGUAUAAAUACAUUCGGAGUCCGAAGAAAAAUAUUGCUGGCGAUAUCAGAACUCAACAGAAGAUCCAGUUCAUUUUCGGCGGCUCCGGGUGCAGAACGGAAGAAUUCACCAUCGAAAAUGACGAACACUUAUCAACCAGCCAAUGAAACUAAGUGGUAAGGUACUAUACAAACGAAAAUAUGAAUAAGAUACUUAACAAAAUUCAUAGAUUGAAAUACUCAAAUAAGCAACAAAAGUUGUUGUUUAAUAUGUUGUGAAAAAAUCCUUCAAAAUAUUAAGCUAUUUAAAAAGAUAUUUGGAAAACCAUGUGUAUAACAUGGAAAUUGGUGUUUACAAGAUAUUAAAUUAUUUAAUCGAUUACUUAAAAUAUGUUUUGGCCGGAUAGCUCAGGCAGUAGGAUGUCUGACUUCCAUGCAGAUAGGUCGGGGAGCGUAUUUACGUUUCCGUGUUCAUUUCAAGACAGGGUAGUUUUGAAAUAGGCACUGGAACGGCGGAGCUUAUAUGCUUCCAAACACGUGUGCAUUUCAAGACGUUUAAUUUUGAAAUGCGCACUGGUUUGUAAAAGAACUUAGCGCGUAAAAUGAUCACAAUUACUUGUUAAAUUAUAACGUUAUUUUAUUUUAUUUGAAUUCUUUAUCACAAAUGGUUCCUAUCUACAGAAUAACAAAUAUCAUUCGUAGGAUCUGUCGAAACAAAACAAUUUUGUCACCAUAAUUUUCUUCUAUUUUUGUUAAUAAAUUUUCAAAGAACUCAAAGUAGUACCGAAAUAUCCUGUAUUAAAAUAAACUAUUAUGAUACGUAUACAUUUUUUAAUAAUGAGCAAUAAAACUUUAGUAUUCUAUUAAAAACAUAUUUCAGCUGAAAAAUUAUUGUUCAGCUGUUUGAAAAGCAACAGUAUAAUUUUAUUAUGCUGUGGUUGACUUGUGUAUAAAAAAUUACAGCUAUAUAUAGGUAUCUAUUAAUGCACCAACCUUAGUAGCCGCAAGUAUAAAAGUUACGCAUAUGUUAGUUUGAUCACAUGAUCUACUUGUAUCGAUAAAUACCAUUUCAUCAGCUAACCCAGCUAAGAGCUAAGUAAACUCUUUGCAGUAUUGGAGUAACCAAAACACAAAUAAUAGGAUCUUCCUUCACAAACAAUCUAAUGUUGAAUGUGAAUGCGAGAAGUUCUAUCUGUUUUAUUUUUAAAAUUUCUAAUAUAUCCAUACUGUCUCUGCUACCGUAAUUUUUUAGUCGCCAUUAUUCAUACAAAUAACUUACUUGACGAUCAAGAAGAUUUUUUUAAGCAUUAGCUAACAUCACAUAAACAUUUUCCUCACAAUUUUUCAUAAUACUGAACUCAUGACAUGAUUUUGCUGCUGCUACUAUCAUGGCAGCUUCAAAAUAUGAUAUAAAUAACUGCUUUGUGUCGUCACAGCAACGUAGUAAACUUAAAGACUGAGCCACAUUUACUCUAUGUGAAUGAGUGAGAUUAAUGUCUAUCACAACAUUUAAACCUCUUUUUAAUAAUGGUCAGGUUUUUAAAGUACUGCUUGUUGCUUUCAAAAAUUUAAUAGAUACUUACAUUUGCCUUGCAAUUGAAGUUUCUAGUUGCUCCUUUUAUUCUGUGUUUUUUACUUGUUCUUUCUUGCUAGCUGACAAACAUAUCUUGCGAAACUCAAAUCGUAUAGAUGUAGGAUAGCACCUCUUCAUUAUCCAAUUUGUUUUGGUUUCUGCAGAAAUUUUGUUAAUAAUAUAAGUAGAAAUGUCUUCGUAAUUACCGGUAUAAAAUAACAAACACUGAAUUUUGCACUUAUAGUUACUGUUUUCUUCAAAUACUUUUAAACUGCUCCAUUACGUUUAUUAAUUGAUUUAUAAAUUGGUUUAAUUACACAACACAACCCUCAAAGCCAAGUUGAUAAACAGCACUUGCAACGAAUAAAUCUAGUUCUAUGCACUUGUUUGUAGCAUUCAUACGACACAUGUUUAGGUACAAACCCGUACUCAUUUCGGAGAUUGGCUCUUUCAAAUCAACACCUUUUUGGAACUGAAUAUGUAUUACCGUUUCGGUGUCUAUUUCAAAACCGCACUGUCUUGAAAUGAACACGUAAACGGAAAUACGCGGUUGGCGUUCGAAUCCCCCAUAGAGAUAGCAGACUAUGCUGCUAUAAUCCCAAAGCCGCGUUAGCGGUAUAAAAUGUGAAACUAUUAUUAUCAUGCCCAAAUUUUUUUUUUCAUAUUCAGUGAUCUUGUUGGAAAUUUCGCCUGUUUUUUGUGCAAUAUGUUCCUCGUGUUAAUUAUUUUGUAGUGGAGAUAUUAUUUGAGAUCUAUCGCUGGAGAUUUUGGACAGAUCUCAAUAGUUGCGUCCUCUAAGGUUUCUCGUGCAUAUUUAUCUCCCAGAUCAUUUCUCGUGAUUCCAAUAUGAGAUGGCAGAUGGCACCCAUAGGAAAGCAAUGUUUCUGUGAAUUGAUUGUGCAAUUCUUGUUUACUGAGUCGGCCACAGAACGGGAAGAAUAGAUUUAACAGAUUAUUUAAAAGCGUAUCUGGUGUAAGUUCUUACAUAUAGUUUUAUUUACAAUUGUUUCUCUUUUAACAGAUUUUAUUAAAGAAUGUUCUAACCUAUUUGUGUUGCCGUUUGUCUGUGACAUCUUAGUUUAUAUCAUUUGUAAAUAGGCCACCAAUUGAAAAAUAAGCAUUUUACUGAAAUUUGAAAAGUUUUCGAUAGUUCUGCUUUAAGAUAUAGUGCGGCGACUGGUUGUUCUGAUUAUUAAAUAUGUAAUUAAAAAUAUUUAGUUUUUACUUUUUACCGUUAAAGCAGGCCAUAUCGCGUAUGUGCUAAAAUUAAUUUUGACCAUUUACACUUCAAAUUAUACAGAGACUUCAACUAUUUUUAUAACAUCAUGUCGAACAAAAUGUUCUUAUCUGAGUGCAAAACAAGAGUUUACACUCUACUAACGACCUUCUUCCCAUCUAAAAAGCUUAUCCGGUCAAUUUUAAACAAUAGAAAAAGACUGUAUGACUUGUGCACACUCCUAUAUAAAUCAAAACGGCAACAGGUGUAUGUUUUCAAAAAACUGAUAGUGUGUAAAACAUUUACUAAAAACCAGCUAAGUACUUUCAUCAUUCUGAUGAUGGCAUUUUGAGACGCUGAAAGUACCUAGCUGAUUUUUAAUAAAUGUUUCACACACUAUCAAUUUUUUGAAAACAUGCACCUGUUGCCGUUUUGACUUAAUUUUAAACAAGAAGUUCACAUAUUAGGCCCUGUACACAUGAGGGCGAUUAACGCGGCGUUUUACCUGUUUUGUUUUGCUAAACGUUUUGUUGUACAGGUUUUCAGGGGUUUUAUCAGGUAAAACUCUGCGUUAAGUGCUGUUAUGUGUACGGGCUCUUAGAAACAUAUUGUUUUUCUAGAUUUUCUACGUCUAAAUAUACUCUAUCGUAGUUUAAUAUUUUGAGGAAUUUUUUUCAUUGUUGUGACAUUUAUUUAUUUUUAUAUGUUAAUAUAUAUGUGUAAGAUGUAUCGUAAGUGUCGUUUAUAAGAUGAUGAUUGUAAAGUGUCGGUUGUAUAUGAUAAGCUUAAACUGAUGUGUUUAUAAUUAAACUUAAAUUAUAUGACGGACUCUAAAUGAUAAAUCAAUGUCGGUGGUUUCCUUUUAAAACGUUAUUUUAUAUUAUCCAUAUCCAAAGAGACCUAAUUGAAUACAAGUCAAUUCUGCAUAUUUUUUAAAUGAAGCUACAGCCACUUUUCUCCAAGGUAUAAUACUCAACCGGGCUGGACAGCUCAGGAGGUAGGAUGUCUGACUUCCACGCAGGUAGACCGGGCAUGGAAUCCCAGCGCCGGGGAGAACAUCUAGACUUUAUUAAAAAUAUAUACACGCUCCAGGUCGACUCAGCCUGAAUGGCCCUAGAGAUAGCAGACUACCCUGCUAUAACCCCAAAGCCGCUUUAAUAAUACUCUACUAAUAGCCUAAUAUAAUACUCAUCAGGCUUUGAACAUCUGUUAGCACUUCACUCUCCUAUCAUUUCGAUGGCACCUAAAUUUUAUUGUCCAUAUCUUCUUUUGCUAAUCGGAAUAGUGGUGCGGCGCUGCCUAUUCCUGACCAAUCCCGAAUCUUGUUAAGUCAUGACAUCUGCUUACGUCCAAUUAUACAUAUACUUGGUCUUAUCUUCGUUGACCUUAAGGCCAAUUUCCCUGGUCCCGCUACUUUUCUUUUGCAUCUCUCUCUUUUUUUUUUGGGAGGUGGGAAACUUCUUAAGACUGUCUGGGAAGGUGUACUAGGUGUGUCGGAUUCGGCCCGUCCUGUCUAUAUCACGAGCCGCCUACCGACUAAACCCACCUCCUCAUUCUCCAGCCGACGGGUCUGGAACCGCUCUUAGCGAGCAUAUCUGACCCGUCGACCUUACUCAUAGCUCCCCUCUGGCACUCUUAGCGUGCAAUCCACGGAUUGUUGGUCGCCCGACCGGCCCUGCCCACGCCCCGCACCAGACAGGCCGGUGAAGCGACCGUCUAGCUCAACCCGUGCGCGGGUAGGUCGACCGGGGUGGCCCCCAACCCAUGAUGGAACUAACCAGAUAAUGUCAGUUGGCAGUUACGAGCAACUCCGUCCAUACACACUUACUCGUCCACCCAUUCAUUCUGACAUUUAGAUGGGGCAGUCUGUGUAGGUCGGAUGUAGAAGGUUCUUCCCCAUUGACUGUCCCAAAACGAUACAAAACAUGCUAUAACAUACACGGAAAGAACUAGAGUAAAAGUAGAUGAAAAGACAAAGCAGAGAUAGAAUUAGAGAAGAGAGAAGGAAGAGAAAAGAAAGAAUAGGAAAGAAGCAAGAAAGGACAAAGAUGCAAUCUUUUGCAUCUCUGGUGGAUUGUGCAGUUGUGUCGACAUCGUCAGUAAAAGUUCACUACAGUUUAAAAAAUCACUACCGUCGUUCCCUGGUCAGCGAAGCCACUUGUUCAUUCUGGUACCUAGUGCUUUCCUAACCGCUCUAAAGCGAAGUUAAAUAACGAAGGGAAAGGUGGAUCGCCAUGUCUUAGACCCUCUCAAUAUCUUGUCUGCAGUAGUUUUUGCGUUAUCAUUUUCCAUUUUCAAAAUACUUUAGAAGGAAACCAUUUAUAAAAAUAAAUAUACUGUUCUUUAUUUAAAUCUUGAAAAUGUUUGAAUAUUUCACGAAGUAUUCUAUUUUAAUAAAAAAAAUAAUCUAUACAUUUUUAUUAUACAAUUUAUUAUAUAUAAACAAUUUGGGUAGCUCGUAGAGUACCUUUUAAAUAUAAAAAAAUAUUUUCAAAACUGUUUCGAGAAAAUACCUGAUAUAAAGUAAUUUUAACAGCAUAAAUGUUUAUGUUUUGUCUGACCAAAAAUAAGCUGCCCAAAUGUUCUAAUUCAAAUAAUUUCCGAUAGUAUUUGGGUAUUCAUAUUAUUUGUACUUAAAAAUUACAUAACAUUUUUAUAAGUACUAGAAUGAGUGGUAUUUUUUGUAAUUGCAGCUCAUUUGUGUUGCAUAUUACACAUAAUAUUUUCUUGAAUUCAAGGAAUAAGCUGCCAAAAAUAAGAAUACUCUAAUCUCUCUUGAUUUUUGUAACGUAUUACUGUGAUAAGCCAAAUAUUGUAACUGUUCAAAGAUGCCUUUUAUUUAUUAAAUUACAUACUAGUGGAAGUGUGUGCUUGAUGGAUCUAUAAGGGAAUAAUAUAACAAUAACUUUGAAAAUUAUCUUAUAUCAUCAUCAGUGGUGGUACAGCCUUAGCCUCUACCUUACUCAGUCUAUUUCGCCAGUCGUUUUUGUUCAUCACCAACCAUUGCCAAUUUGCUGCUCCGAUUUUCCUCGUGUUAUCGUCCACACCGUCCCUCUAUCUUAGUCUUAGCCUACUUCUACACCUAUUUCCUACUGGUACUGCUAAUAGGGCUUCUCUGGGUGGGUAAUUUUCAUUUGCUCUUGACACAUGUCCAGCCCAUCUAAGCCUACCUAUUUUUAUGAAAGAUAUUACAUCUCUACGAUUUACUAUUUCUUUAUACUUCUCGUACUAUUCGAAAUUAUGUCACUUUUCCAGAUAUCAUUCUCAUAGACUGUGACCAUUAUUCUUCUUAGUAUCUUCAUUUCGAAGAGGAGCAGACGAUUUGUUUUGGAUAUGUUUUUUGGAUAUGUUUCUGGAGUUUCAUGAGUUUCUAUAUAGUCUGAAGUUUUGUUUGGCGUUUCUAGAUCUAUCUCUGUUAUUUGGAAUCGAUGCCAACAUUUUGGUUUUUUCCAGUUUUAUUUUAAGACCCAUAUUUUGUUAGGCCGUUAAGAAGGUGGAAACUAUCUCUUUAAGUCCUGUGGUUAGUGCAAUCAAAUCCCAAUCGUCAGUCAAAAUCUGUAUUGACUUAUUAAAGUUUGUUCCGCUAUCGUGUAACUCUGCAUCUCUUAUAGCCUUUUCUAAAGGUAUAUUAAAGAGAAGUCACCACAUCCACACUUUCUGAGGGAAGGGCUGUAUUAUCAGCAUAUCUGAUGUUAUUGAUUGUUUCUGCACCAAUUUCGAUUCCUACUGGUCUGUCAAGACUUCAAUAUUUUCUCGGAAUAUAAAUUCAAAACAAUUGGCGAUAAUACACAGCCCUGUCUUACUCCAAGUUGUAUGAGCAGUCUCUUUGUGCAACCGUCUUCAGUUUGGACAUAUGCUACUCGGUUAUGAUAAAGAUAUUCUUCGGCUAGGAGGGCGAACUUAAUUUCAAGCCUUAUUACCUUCUACAAUUAGAUGUAGUUAGCAUAGGUAAGGACUUGUGUAGUCUUGUAGAAGAGCUGUUGGGUAAAUUCCACUGAGUUGUAGUGAGUAAUUUCCUAACAACUUUCUUAAGAAUUAAAUUAAAUAUAGCGCACGAUUUGCUUUGUCUGAAAUCUCUUGUGAUUUCAAACUAUGUAUCUUGAAUUAUCUCUACAAUUAUUGCUAUAUUCCUCUUAAAGGGGUAUCUAGCAAUAUCCAUCCAAUUUUCCACGCCCAUAGCUUUAAAGUUUUCUGCUAUACUAUCUCUCCACCGAAGUUGAGGUCAUCCACGUGGUCUUCCAGUUUGAAAUUCUUUCCAUACCAGCCUUACUAUUCCUUCGUGCGAAUUUCUUCUGAGGUGUACUGCCCAUUGGAGUCUUCUGGAAUGUCUUUCUUCUUCUGGAGAAGCACAGGGCCAAAGAUCUUCCUUUGGAUUUUUGUUUCUCAAACAAGUAGUAGCUCUUGGUUUUCCUUUGAUAUCGUCCAUGUUUCGUUACCAUAAAUCUCUACGGGUCGUAUGAUUGUCUUAUCCCUGGCAACCAAAUAACGUUUACAAAACGUUGAAAAGACGUCAUAAUUAUCACCAAACCACGUCAGUUUGUCACGUUUUUUCGACGACGAUAGUCACGUAAAUAUCUCCCACCAUAACUGACGACAUUUUUAUCACGAUUUAAAUAGGUGAUAUAAAAAACGUAGUUUUUAUGUCGUUUUUUUAGAUUAAUUUUCAUUUUAUGGUUUUAAAAAUACACAAUAAUAAUUGUUCGUAUGGGUAUUGUUGGUAUUGCUAUUUUUCAUUUAACUGUUUUAAAUUUAGCUUAUAAGCUAUGGUAUACUUACUGUGUCAAAAAUGAAACAACAUAUAAACUAAUAAAUAACUUAUUAACAAACUAAUUUAUUUAAACUCGAUAACACAUAAUUAGUUCAUUAACAGAAAAUAUUCACCAAAACAAAACACAUAACCUCAAACCGUUUUCAAGAAGAACAAUUGCAUUAAACUAACUCACUACUCACUUGAGAAAAACGAAUAAAAAUCUCUUAAUUAACACGUUUCUUCAACUAAAUAUCUAAAUGAAAAGUCCUUUUUACCACACAAAGCACGUAAAUAAUAAAUGAAAAAUUUCUUAUGACAAUUUAAGUUUAUAAACGUCAAUAUUCAACAUUGUUAUAAGCAAUUACCCGUUAAGCUCCUCCUAUUUUUGUGACGUCAGACUUGGACUGUCUGAAAUGAAAACGUAUUUUUAAACGUAUUUUAACGUCAUUCGACUUACUUAUUUAAAACCACCUACAAAAGACGUUUAUACGACGUAAUGUUCAAACACGUGUAUAUAUUCAACCAAAAGCUGACGUUUCCUCGACGUUAUUGACGUCACUUGGUUGCCUGGGAUAUAGUUGUAUCUUUGUAUCUGGUUAAAUACUCUGACACGCUCAAAGUUAAAGUCAUCGAUAUUGAUGUUCUGUCCGACUCUACCUCUAUUUGAGCUAUUGCGACUCAUGACAUAUAUUUAGUUUUGUUUUCAUUGCUUUCCCAUCUUCUCUGCUUUAUUCUCGAACCUGAAGAAAGCACCCUUUAUGCUUCAACUGGUGUUUCCUAGUAGAUCGUUAUCGUCUGCAAAUCCAACAGUAAGUUUGGUUCUUCUCGUUGUAACAAUACUGAGAAAACGGUAUCCUGCAAUUUUUUAAAACCACAUUUAUAUAAGCUAGAUAAGUCUGUAAUGAUACUACUAAGCAAUAUUUGACAAUAUGUUGAUAAUCCCUUAUAUGUAAAAGAAAUCCAUUUAAAGCACACUUCCCCUAAAGACUAUAGAAAUUUCGCUAUUAGAAUAUUUUGAAUCUGCAAGAGAUAAUUUUUGUAACAAACUGAACUUAAAAUUAGUGUUUUUUGUUUACUAACUAUUUAUUAAAACAUCAUUUUGUGAAUGUUUUAAUAAAAUAUUGUUUGUCGUAUUAAAAAAAUUCAUUGUUCGAUGUUUCCCAUUUCUCUUGUUUUUUAUACAUUAUUUUUUUAUUUUUACAUUAGCUGAUUGUGAUAUUUUAUGUGCCUAUUGAAAUCAAUUACUGUAUUUAUUAUUAAAUUAUUCUAUUUAUUGAAACAAUUUUUGUAGUUGUAGGUUUUUAUAUGUAUUAUGAUGAUGUAAACAAAAGUUUUAAUUUGUUUUUCACUUUACUUUAUUGAUGAUUGAUUAGAUUUUUAUUGCAUAUGAAUUGAAACUUUUGUCUUUAUAGUUAAGUACUUAACGAAUGUAAAAAAUAGUUUUAAGAAUUGCUACUACUACAUGAAAAUAAAUCAUAUUUGCUGAAA